Molecule: messenger RNA, 4111 nt
Organism: Acanthochromis polyacanthus (spiny chromis)
Lineage: Eukaryota; Metazoa; Chordata; Actinopteri; Pomacentridae
Gene: ptpn22
Product: protein tyrosine phosphatase non-receptor type 22
Exons: 26
Coding region: 809-3367 (852 amino acids)
Biological process (GO): peptidyl-tyrosine dephosphorylation
Cellular component (GO): nucleus; cytoplasm
Molecular function (GO): non-membrane spanning protein tyrosine phosphatase activity
Source: RefSeq, a predicted model, not a curated record
UUUCUUUAAACGGAGCUCCUCCCACUGCUCUUUAAAGUCUUCUUGGUGGAAAAUGAAAAAGAAAUGGAGCUUCAUACCCUUUAAACAAAUUACAAUAAGUUGAUUGAGUUUGAACAGUUUCACCAACAAAUUUGUGUGAUGCUGUUUUGUCUUGAAUUGGGGGGGGGAAUGGCAACUGUUUACAUAAAGUGGGUAAAUGAAAACCUUCCAGAGACAGGACAGGUUAGUGCUGACACAGUAAGUGAGACUGAGUAUAUCAGGACUUGCAGGAUUCUCAGACAUGCUCUCAGUUCACCACUCCUUCUGCCUCAGCCUCCAUCCCUGCUCAUCCUUCCUCCACUCCUCUUGUGUGUCCUGAAUGCUGUCCAACAGGCUCGACCGCCUGCACUGCCUGCAACUGACUUUGGAUAGGAUCAGCUGUUUGUGUCUGCCUAUAUGCAUAAAUGUGUGGCCCACUGUUUCUGUGGGUGUUUCCCUGACAUUCUCUCUGCAACACUUUCAUGCAAUCAAACACUCGAGUGACUUUAGGACCCAGUGAGAGACAGGGGGCGCGGCAAUAUUUUUAAUCUGACCACAGAACCUGUUAGCUUACUCUUGCUUCCUCUAAGACAAAUCAUUCGUUCCCUCACAAUAGUUCCUUGAUGUGAGAGUGAGCAAUAGAGAAGUGCUCCGUGUAGCAGCAGCAGCAGAAGUGCCACAGCCCUGGACUUAAACUGUGACAGCUCUACUCCAUGACCUGUGGACCAGGACCUUUGUGUCCUGACAUGCCUGUGAAAGGUGUCCAAUCCCAGGCAGUGUACAGCCAGCAAUGGAGCAGCAGGCCUGGAUACUGAGGGGCUUCCUGGCUCAGCUGGAGAGACAGGAGGCUGUUGACAAGGGGGCACUGAAUGGCAUUGCUGGGGAGUUUGCGAGGUUGAAAAAUCAGUCAACGAAGUAUCGCACUGACAAGACCUACCCCACAAAGACAGCAGAAAAACAGGAAAACAUCAAGAAGAACCGAUACAAGGACAUUCUACCCUUUGACCACAGCAGAGUAAAGCUCACUCUCACCACAGCUAAAAAUGACACAGACUACAUCAACGCCAGUUUCAUCAAGGGAGUGUCGGGUUCCAGGGCUUACAUUGCUACUCAGGGUCCUCUGCCACACACAGUAGUGGACUUCCUGAGGAUGCUUUGGGAAUACAACAUACAGGUCGUAGUGAUGGCCUGUCGAGAAUUUGAGAUGGGGAAGAAAAAAUGUGAGGUCUACUGGCCUCAGAAACAACAGGAGUCAUUUGUUUGCGAACCUUUUACAGUUAACUGUGUCUCUGAGGAAAAUAAAGGAGACUAUCUGUCAAGGACGUUAAGGUUGACUUACCGCAACUCUAGUCGAACUCUGAAGCAGCUUCACUAUGUCAACUGGCCAGAUCAUGGUGUCCCAGACUCCAUCCCUCCCAUUCUAGACAUGUUGAAUGAGAUGCGUUCCCAUCAAGCCCAUGAUGACAUCCCUAUUUGUAUCCACUGCAGUGCUGGUUGUGGUAGAACAGGAGCCCUCUGUGCCAUCGAUUACACCUGGAAUCUCCUCAUGAAACAGAUGAUCACUUCAGAUUUCAGUAUCUACAGUUUAGUUGAAAACAUGAGAACCCAGAGGCCCUCUUUGGUUCAAACCAAGGAACAAUACGAGCUGGUCUACAGAACCAUCAAGCUACUGUUUGAGAGAUAUUUGCAGUCCAUGGAUGCACAGACCUGCCAGAAUGAGGUGACAAUGGUCCAGUCUGCUGCCAUCACUGACAGCGAGUUAUGUGACCCUGAAGAGUUUGAUUUGAUGCCACAGUUCCAGCACCUGCUCGACGAGGAGAGGGAAGCUCUACCACAGCACUUCACUCCUUUGCCCUCUGCUUCAGAAAAUCUCAUUGCGUUGAAAAGCAAGGACUUGCAGUGGGACCAGCAACAGUGGCACCUACUCCAGACCCUUCCUAAGGAUCUGGCUAUGUUCCAGGAACUCAGUGAGGGACCCAGGACCUCACCUAAACUGGUGGAUACAAGCCCAAGAGCUCCUUUCAUCGAGGAGAGGAUACAGGAGAACAAUGACAUACCAUCACUGAACCCUCCUCCUUCACAAGCUGUGGCUACAGCCAUUUGUCUGAUGGUGGAGGACCCCUACUUUGACACUCCUGUGAGCUCCCCUUUGUCAGAGGAAGCACCUAUACACCCCACAGAAGACUCCAAACAGUGGACAGUUAGUCCCAUCUUCAGCUUACCUUCAUUGAUUCUGAAUGACCAGACUCUGGAGCUUAACUCUACUACCUCAGGUACUACUAAAGCUCAUUCUGGUGAGGAGAUGCCUCCUCCACUACCUGAACGAACCCCAGAAUCCUAUGUGCUGGCGGUGGAUGCAGCGGCCUCAGAUCCCAUUGAAAGGUUAUCGGUUAUUAUUCCACCCAAUGCUGCAGCUGCGGCUGUCAGGGAGUUGGGAGGCAGCCCUCCAUCACCUGUCCCCCCGCUUCCAGAGAGAACCCCAGAAUCAUAUGAGUUGGCUGUUGAUCAAGCUCCUGUGGAGCAAAAGUCAGAGGUCACACCAACAGUAAAUCUGAGCAGAUUAGGAUUGUCUUCUGAAUGGUGCGGGGCCUCAAAGCUAGCUGCCACUAGUUAUGAGGAAGAGACGAAACCUUUUGUGAGGAGUAAGAGUCUGAGAGCAAAAAUGACCUUCACAGCUCUAGUACCAACAAAAUACUGUGAUCUCGCACCAAACACGACCUCAAACUUCCACCACUGCUCUGUGCCAGUGGACCCAGUGACUCCUCCACAGCCUCUUCAAACUGAGGAUAGACUGACACCCCCCAUUCCAGAGAGAACCCCAGAAUCCUUCGUUCUCACCACAGAAGAGAUUCAUGAGAAAACCCUCCUUUGCCCACGGGCCUUAGAAGCGACAAAGUCCUUACCGAGGGUGGGCAUGUCGUCUGAGUGGGAUGGCACCUCUCAGCCCAAGAACUUAUUUGAUGCUGUAAUGAGCAGGAGCAAGAGUGUUCGAGCUAAAGGUCCAAGACAAGUAUCCUUCACCGCAGCAGAGCAGCUCGCUACACCUCCUGUGGUCACAGCUGAAGGAGGAAGUGUGGAACAACAUGAUGUGAACCGCAGACCCUCCUUGAACGCUGAGAUGUCAGGAAACAAAUCAGACAAAAGCACUGACAAGGGCAUGUCUAGAACAAAGAGUCUGAAAUUUUUUAGACACAAACCAAAACCUAAAACAGCACCUCCACCUCCUCCUGCUCAACCUGGAGCUCCAUCCCAAUCAAACAGCGCCUCAUCUUCAGUGUUCAAAUUUGGAUUUGGGAACCGUUUUGGGAAACCAAAAGGCCCCAGGACUUAUCCAGAGACCUGGGUCUGAGGCAGUCACUUAUUUCCAAAUAUCAUGAGUGGAGCUGCUAAUGAUGGUCAAAAUGAUACAUUGCAUUAGUCAUAUGAUCGCUCCCAGUAGACCUGAAAAGCACUGAAAGUUGCCUCUCUUUGUCUCAGGAAGAACUAACCAUCCAAAGGACCACAGUAGCGCACCCAGCAGAGAACAAACAACAAGCCCCUUGUUACCUGCUUUGAUCCAUUAUGUACAAUUUAUGAACCGAGGCUGAUUUUAAUUAGCGACAUGGGCUUCAUCAAACAACACGGACAGCCACCCAGACCAGUGACUUGAACGUUUGAAAACUCAGGAGUCUCAACCUCUUCAAAUAUUUGCCUGCAGAAGUGGUCAGCCUGCAGUGAGAGUGUUUUACACUUCUUGUUUUAAUGCUCAACGCGAUGCUGUUAAGCUUGGUGUACGAGGAAUAUAUUUAGACAUGUAUUUGUGUGCCUUUGUGCUUCAGCAUGAAAAAAGAAAACGGGUAUAGGAUUGCUUCGAUUUCAUCAUCACGUCAGUUUUUCUGUUAUAAAGACAACAGACUUUACAUCACUCACUGUACCAUGCGUGUCACACGUCAACCCGUAUAUUUAAAAGCAUCAACAGCACCUUGAACUGUUGUCUUCAGGUACAGAGAAUGUAAUGUAUAUUGAAUAUGCAUGUGAUGGAACGGUACAGUUAAACUGUAUAACAUACACUGGUUACACAUGAAAUUAUUUAUUAAAAAAUACUGAAAGUCAA